AGACACCAAGAGCCGCGGCAGCAGAGAGGAGCGCUGAAACAUGGCUGAAGCGGCCACGGGCUUUCUGGAGCAGCUCAAGUCCUGCAUAGUUUGGUCUUGGACGUAUCUGUGGACCGUGUGGUUCUUCAUCGUGCUAUUCCUGGUCUACAUCCUGCGGGUGCCUUUGAAAAUCAACGACAACUUGAGCACAGUGAGCAUGUUUUUGAACACAUUAACACCGAAGUUCUACGUGGCCCUAACAGGCACUUCCUCACUAAUAUCAGGGCUUAUUUUGAUAUUUGAAUGGUGGUAUUUUCGCAAAUACGGAACUUCAUUCAUUGAACAAGUCUCAGUAAGCCACUUGCGCCCCCUUCUGGGAGGGGUUGACAACAACUCUUCCAACAAUUCUAAUUCCAGUAACGGGGACUCAGAUUCCAAUAGGCAAAGUGUCUCAGAAUGCAAAGUAUGGCGAAAUCCACUAAAUUUAUUUAGGGGUGCUGAAUACAAUCGGUAUACUUGGGUGACAGGACGAGAGCCUCUUACUUACUAUGACAUGAAUCUCUCUGCCCAAGACCACCAGACAUUCUUUACUUGUGACUCGGACCAUCUGCGUCCCGCAGAUGCAAUAAUGCAGAAAGCCUGGAGAGAGAGAAACCCCCAAGCUAGGAUUUCUGCAGCUCAUGAAGCCUUGGAGAUAAAUGAAAUUAGGUCCAGAGUUGAAGUUCCCCUAAUUGCUUCCUCUACCAUCUGGGAGAUAAAAUUGUUACCAAAGUGUGCAACUGCUUAUAUUCUCUUGGCUGAAGAGGAAGCAACAACCAUUGCUGAAGCAGAAAAAUUAUUUAAGCAGGCCCUGAAGGCUGGAGAUGGCUGUUACCGACGCUCUCAGCAGCUACAACAUCAUGGAUCCCAGUAUGAAGCCCAACAUAGACGAGACACCAAUGUCUUGGUGUACAUCAAAAGAAGGCUAGCAAUGUGUGCCAGAAGACUCGGGAGGACCAGGGAAGCAGUGAAAAUGAUGAGAGAUUUAAUGAAGGAGUUCCCCCUUCUGAGUAUGUUCAAUAUCCAUGAAAACCUUUUAGAAGCCCUUCUGGAACUACAAGCAUAUGCUGAUGUUCAGGCAGUCUUAGCAAAGUAUGAUGAUAUAAGCUUACCAAAGUCAGCAACAAUAUGCUACACAGCUGCUUUGCUCAAAGCAAGAGCUGUCUCUGACAAAUUCUCUCCUGAGGCUGCAUCUCGGCGGGGGCUGAGCACAGCAGAGAUGAAUGCAGUAGAGGCCAUUCAUAGAGCUGUGGAAUUCAAUCCUCAUGUGCCAAAAUACCUACUAGAAAUGAAAAGCUUAAUCCUACCCCCAGAACAUAUCCUGAAGAGAGGAGACAGUGAAGCAAUAGCAUAUGCAUUCUUUCAUCUUGCACACUGGAAGAGAGUGGAAGGGGCUUUGAAUCUUUUGCAUUGUACGUGGGAAGGCACUUUUCGGAUGAUCCCUUAUCCCUUGGAAAAGGGGCACCUAUUUUAUCCUUACCCAAUCUGUACAGAAACAGCAGACCGAGAGCUGCUUCCAUCUUUCCAUGAAGUCUCAGUUUACCCAAAGAAGGAGCUUCCCUUCUUUAUUCUCUUUACUGCUGGAUUAUGUUCCUUCACAGCCAUGCUGGCCCUCCUGACACAUCAGUUCCCGGAACUUAUGGGGGUCUUCGCAAAAGCUAUGAUUGACAUUUUCUGCUCGGCAGAGUUCAGGGACUGGAAUUGCAAGAGUAUUUUCAUGCGUGUUGAAGAUGAACUGGAAAUCCCUCCGGCACCUCAAUCUCAACAUUUCCAAAACUGAACUCAUCACCCCUCUUCCCCCACCACCAAAACUGCUCCUCCUCCUGUAUUCCUGACCUCCGCCAUCCACCCCGUUGCUCAAGCCGGAAACUCGGCAGCCCUUCCAAACUCUUCCCUCUCUCACUCCCCACAUCCCAUCGUCUCGGCCUUCACAAUCUGUCAGUUCUAACCUCCUAAGCAACUAGGCCUUCAGUAAAUGUGAUUCACCUCUUCUUUCCCUCCUUUUCCCAAAGCAUCCCUCUUAGUCUAGGUCCUUGUUGUUUCUUGCCUGAACUCCUGCCAUAGUCUUAACUGGUCUCCUUGCUUCCUGUCUUAUCCUCCACCGUCUUUCUUUUAUACUGACACAAGAAUGGUCUUUCUGAAUUGCACAUGUGAGCAUGUCACUUCCCUGCUUAAAUUUCUCCAGUGGAUUCCCAGGGACUUCAGGAUCAAGUCCUAGUUGUUCAGCAUGGCAUCCAAGACUCUUUAUGAUCUGGCCCUUGCUUACCUCUCAGCCUUAGCUCUCCCAACUCUUGCACAGUCACUGCUCUUCAGCCAUAGUGGAUCACUCACCAUUCCCAGAUGUACCAGGCUCUCGCACACCUCUGCACCUUUGCACGUGCUGUUUGCUGUGCGUGGAAUGCCCUUCACUGUCACCACCCUGCUCAUCCACUCUACUAAUGCCUCUUCAUUCUUUUAUACUCAGCUUUCUUUAAAGUUCUUCUAAGCUGAGUUAGGUGUCUGUCCUUUAUGAUCCCGCAGUAUUCCAUGAAUACGUAUAUUCUCACAUUUAUUGUACUGUAUUAUAAUUGUUGAAAACUUGUCUGUCCCAUUUAGAAUGUGAGCUCCUUGAGAGCAGAACGGUGUCUUCAUUAUCUCUGUAUCCCCAAGGCUUUGCACAGUGCCUUGCUCAUAGUAGGUUUUCAAUAAAUGAUUAUUAAAUAAAUAA
Homo sapiens (human) is the source of this 2725-nucleotide messenger RNA. RefSeq names its product suppression of tumorigenicity 7 (gene ST7). The record is from RefSeq and is marked reviewed. Gene Ontology annotation, cellular component: membrane. Bases 41 to 1798 code for a protein of 585 amino acids. Lineage: Eukaryota; Metazoa; Chordata; Mammalia; Primates; Hominidae. The transcript is spliced from 16 exons.